AGAAAAGUGAAAGUGUGUGUUGUUAGAAGCUGAUUUAGUUCCUGAAGUGUGUUGUUAUUUGUGAGCGGGAUGAGUUCGGGCGGUAAGGAUGAAGAGCCUCUGACUUCUGAGACAUCAGAGAUUUCUGAGUCAAUGGAGGUAACCGGUGCGGGCGAGGCCGAGGUGAAAACUACAAAUAACUCUGCUCUCCCAAUACAUGUCGGCCAACCCAAAAAGUCCACUGUGGAACCUCUUCCGGUGUUCCCUGAGUUGCUGAGUGGGCAGGGUGAGUACACGUGCAAAAUGUGUAGUGAAACGUUCAUAUCGCUGGCGCAGUUGGCCAAACACAUGCAGUUUCAUGACCGCGACCGGCCGUACCCAUGCACCAUCUGCGGCAAACGCUUUCUGACUCGCAGCCACCACGACGAGCACCAGCGCGUGCACACCGGCGAGCGCCCGUUCCUGUGCGACCGCUGUGACCGUUCCUUUACCACCCACCACAACCUCAAGCGCCACCAGAUCAUCCACGAUAAGGAAGAGGCGUAUCGCUGCACAGUGUGCGGCGUGCUCUUUUGCCAGGAACACCAACUGGGUAACCUCAGCGGCAUCAUCCGUGUGCUCAAGCAGCACGACAUCAUGGAACCAGAGAGCUUUCUGGAACUGGAAAGUAAAAUGAUGCUUGAACCGGAGAUGCAUGAACUGGAACCUCAGCUGAGGAAACAGAAGAAGAAACUGAAGCACACACACCCCGGUUUAGAUGAAAACUGCUCAGAUUUUACUCUACAAGAGAAGCAACCAGGCACGGUUCCUGAAAUAGUUCCCACAGCAAAUUUCAGCAUACGACAGAUUGCUUACGACAUUGAGGUUGUUUUGUAAGUGGUAUAAAGUCUCACAGUGCGUCUGCGUUCACAUGAUGCGCAGCAAAACCACUGUUGUACUGGCUGUAAUAUGGUUUCCUAUGGAGUGCUUACAUUACUGCUGCGAUAUCAGUGUUGUGCGCUGCACAGAUUUAUCACUUUAGGACUCGGUUUUUACUGCUUGUCGCUGGUUGAAUUUUAACCCAGUUUGCUGCUGCUGCUGCCGCUGCCAAUGAGACACAAUUGCCAAUAUGACAUACGGCAGUUCACAAAACCUUGAACUUUAUAAUUCACCAUUUAGAUCAACAUGGCAUUAAGAGGGAAAAAAUACAGCAUAGUGACUAGGAAGCUGUGAAAUGGUGAAAUGGCUCAUCCUGGAAUCGCAUGUGGCUUCGUAGCUCCUCAGUAUGAUUUUACUCAUCCUUAGAUUAAUAUAGAAUGUUUCAUGAAGCCACUUCAUUCUUUUGCUGGGCUUUUAUUUUCUCACGCCUCUAAAUAACGAUGCUGCAGAGCGUUCCUGUGUAAACUAAAUACAUGCAAUGCUGCUUGUAAAUAAACCAUCAAUACUAUUACUAGUGUUUAUUACUUCAAGCUUGGUGCUCACUGGCACAGCCCACAGUAAGCAGUUUUGCUGUUUAUCAUGUAAAAGAUGUAAAAUAUGCACCUAGCUUCACAGUGAACGAAGAGCAGAACACGUAUCAUGUGAAAGCCACGUACAGCUGCGCCAUCGUGGACAUUCCUGCCAUCGGUCAGAAAGUGCAUUGAUUUGAGUUUCUGGUUUGUUUGUAAGCAGGUUUCAUUUUCAGCAGUACAUUUAGCCACUUACGGUAUUUAAACACGUAACACCAGUAUUUGUGUAUUACUGUGUCAGGUAAUUACCUUGGUAAUGUGCUGUUACUGUAAGGGAUGCAAAUGCUCCCAUAUUUAGGGGUUGCACACCCCACUUUAUUAGAGAAAUUGGAAUAACCUAGGUUUGCCUGGACAGGACCAGUGCUGUGAAGUGAAUACAGUAACAGGCACUAUGAUUUCUACAUUGGGAAACACUGUGGCAAAUAAUAAUUGUAAGAUACAAACACAUUGUGUGUGAGUGUCUCUGAACUGUUUCAAUACUUUUCCACUAUGCUCUCAUACCCUGGUUUAAGCCAAACCUUUAUUAUCUUACUAAUUUGUUCCUUAUAAGUGAGGAUGGGUCCACACUUUUUGUGUAUGUUACGAUAUGCCAUACUGAAGUCGGGUUGAAUUGAUCAGUCAGUCUUUUUUGACAGAAAGCUUACAAACAUCCAAUUGACUUUUCAAUCCAGAAUCUUGUGCAUUAUAUUUUUAAAGGAAAAUGUUGUUUAUAUUCAACUAAUAAUUCAAACCAACUGAUGUGUCAAAUUUGAGUAAAAUAUUAUUUGUUUUUCUUUUAGUACGUAUCAGCUUCUUAAGUACUUAACAUCCUUUUAUAGUCAUUACCUAUCAAAAGUUUUUAUUUUAUUAUGGUUACUUUUGAGGGUGGGCGGGCUGAAGGGAUUCCUCAUUACUGCUGCAAUGACUGCAUCCGCUGGCUGGUCGAAGGCCCCUUCACCGAGUCUCUUUGUACGCUAUACAGACCUCUGUGUGAACCUGCCCUGGGUAGAAAAGUAAACUUUUUGUUCUCUGCUGUUGUGUUAAUAUUACUGCUGUUCAGCUACUUUCAAACUGAAUCAUGAGUAUCUUUGUGUUACAGUAAUGCAUCAUAAAAGACUCGAUUUGAAAGUGACCGACAUCAUGAUAUUUAUAAAGGUUUGGUUGUCGACACCAGUGUGAACGUGUCAAGUAGAAUUCACUGCUGGUCCCUCAACCAAUGGUUCAAUUCGGCCUAACACAAUUCUUUAUGUUUUCAUAAAAAACUUGGUGUGUGGUUAUAGGAACCAUGUUUCAUGUUUUAUCAGAUCUGCUGGUCAAACAUUUCAAUAAAAAAACCCACAAAAAUUUGCUGUUUGCCCCAAGGUAUGUUUUUCUGAGAAUAUGCCUCACAUUUUACUGUAUGUAUUGAGAUGAUAGAAAACCAUACAUGACAAAUAGGAUAUAAUAAAGUUAUUAGAUGAA
Messenger RNA from Trichomycterus rosablanca, 2906 nucleotides. RefSeq names its product zinc finger protein 574-like. Gene Ontology annotation, biological process: regulation of transcription by RNA polymerase II. The record is from RefSeq and is a predicted model, not a curated record. The transcript has 2 exons. Gene Ontology annotation, cellular component: nucleus. The coding region runs from base 70 to 855 and encodes 261 amino acids. Gene Ontology annotation, molecular function: DNA-binding transcription factor activity, RNA polymerase II-specific. Lineage: Eukaryota; Metazoa; Chordata; Actinopteri; Siluriformes; Trichomycteridae.